CCUUGGCUGGGUUUGAGGAUGGGCUCUGUUAGUGCCUGAUAUAUUAGAAAGUUGCAUCAUCCUCUAAAACUAAUAUAUGGCCUGUAUACUCUUACUGAAUCAGUCUCUGAAAAGCAAGAAGUAUUUCUCCGGUUCUUGAAAAUGCUUAUAGCAAUUUCGAACAGAAAUAAUGAAAGUAGGCAUUCUUCUUGAAUAGUCACCAAUUCUGUUUCACAUCGUUUUAUCAAUUUUAAUAUAACCGAAAGUUUUGGGGCUAGACGUUAUCGAGGAAGAGAUAUUCCCCCUCAAUAUACAUAUCAAAAGCUGGUCAUAACACUUUAACAUCGAGGGGAAGUGAUCUCUACUUUAUACAAAGAAAUGCAGAUAUUAUGAAUCCUUGGUCAAUACAUCUGUGUUCUGAAGCCUGUUGGAGAGAUUUGAGCUGACUCAUAAACUGUUCAAGCAAAAUACCACCCUGAAAAUCGCGGCACUUCGAGCCUUUUUUUGUCUGCUGAGGAUUUUGUUUGUCAAAAACACAAAUCAUUACUCCUACGGACAAGUUUCUGUUAUUUCCAUAAAAUCUGUAGUAUUAUUUAUAAAUAUCUUGAGUCCGAUAUGUUUUCUGAUUGUGUUUUUUUUACUUUACAGUGAACUUCCGAUUUUCACUUGUCAAGCCCAUGUAUUUACAAUUAACCCUCAAACAAAGAAGUCAUGGAUUCCGUCAAGCAGUAAAGCGGUCGAUGUUAACUUCUUUUAUGACUCCAAUAAACACUGUUAUCGAAUAAUUAGUGUUGAAGAUUCUUCUGGUUCAAAAAAGGUUAUUAUUAACAGUACAUUGACGGAAAAAAUGACAUUCAAGAAGACUUCACAAAAAUUCGGACAAUGGGCUGAUUCGAAAACUGGUGGAGUCCAUGGUUUGGGGUUCAGCUCAGAAGCAGACUUAACCAUGUUUAUCAAUCAAUUUAAACAAUGUGUAGAUUCAAUGAAAGCUCAAAUUCAACCAGAAGCAAAUAGUCCAUCUGGAAUACGUGUACCAUCAGACUCAGUCAAUUUACCGAAAGACAAUUUAUCAAGCCCGUUACAAAAUGGUCAAAUUCAUCCACCAAUAUCGAAUAGUAGUAGUAGUAGUAUUCCAGUUAACCAACCCACUACACCAACAAUAACACCUACAUGUUUAACGACUAAUUUUGUUACUUCACAUCAAAAUAUUUCACAAAAUUUAUCAAAUCCAUUAUCUAUACAACAUGUGAAUUCAUCAUCAUUGCCUGUAACACUAACAACACAAUCAUUAACAACAACUAAUGGACAAAAUGAAAUAUAUUCUAAUCAAUCUGUACAAAAUCAAUUAAAAUUAGCUCAAGCUCAAGUGAAACGGCUAGAAAUGGAAAUUAAUCAAUUAAAACGUCAAGCUAUGCCAGUAAUGGGUAGUUCAAUGAAUGGAUUAGUUUAUACAACAAAUUAUACUAAUAUUGAACCGGGAAUAUCAAUGGAUACCGUUGAUAGUCCUGAUCUACGAUGUGGUAUUGCACGUUUGGAAUUAGAUGGUACUAAUGGCGGUGGAAGUGCCGGUGUCAAUAGUAAUGGAGAAUGGAUUAACGAAUUGAGUAUUAGUAAUAAACCUAGACCAGUUGGUACUAUUCAUCCUUCAUUGGUACAAGGUAAUCAAAACAGACUAUUAUGGAUGGAUCGUGCAUCACAAGAUACUAUACGAUCAUUGCAUAUACGUUUAGGAAAUGUAUUAAAAGAAGCCUUAGAAAUUCAUAAUCGUUUAAGUUCUCUUCUAUCAAUUCCAUCUGUAGAGUAGGAAAUUUUGUGUUCGAUACAUUAAACUCACUGACUGACUACUUUUUCUCAGUCUUCCUGUAUACAUGACUUUUAAAAUUUAUUUCUUUAUAAUUUAGCUUAGAUUUCUUAAUGUGUUAUCAAUUUGUUGUUUUUUCUUCUUCUAACAUUAAUGUUUCUUCUCUAAGAUGAUGAAAUUCCCCCCUAACAAUAAUACAAACAUCUUCAUUUUAUUCUUUUUAAUAAUAAAGGAUACUGCUAGAUGCCUGUCAGUAUUUUAAUCAUCAUCUAUGCUGUUGUACAGUUCAUGUAAUUUACUUUAAUUUGCUAUACUGGUGAAAUGUAAAUUCUUUUUCAAUUUUUUACAUAAGACAAAAUUAACUCGUAAAAUAAACAAGUAUUAUCACUACUAUUCAUUCGUAAAUAAUAAUGACAAGGUCAUAUCUAUUUAUUCUAAUGCAUGAUGUUUGUUUUAUUUCUCUUAAUUGAUGUUUCUUAUUCCCUGCGAAUUUCCUCUCCUUUCUUUUCUAUCUUUUAUAAUAUAAUUCCAAGAUUAAUUUUAUAAAUACUCCUUAAUAUAGUGGUAUUACUUUAGAUACAA
Molecule: messenger RNA, 2362 nt
Organism: Schistosoma curassoni
Lineage: Eukaryota; Metazoa; Platyhelminthes; Trematoda; Strigeidida; Schistosomatidae
Source: the annotation of a GenBank genome assembly